Molecule: messenger RNA, 2611 nt
Organism: Myxocyprinus asiaticus (Chinese sucker)
Lineage: Eukaryota; Metazoa; Chordata; Actinopteri; Cypriniformes; Catostomidae
Gene: olfml3a
Product: olfactomedin-like 3a
Exons: 3
Coding region: 132-1319 (395 amino acids)
Biological process (GO): signal transduction
Source: RefSeq, a predicted model, not a curated record
UUGUGAGCACACUUACUGGAGGACAAGGACGCUCCAUAACCAGCUACAGCUCACAUCAACCUCUCAGAAUUUUGAAUGUUCUUUUGUUUAGUGGAGUAUCUUAAAAAAAGUGUCAAUUGUCCAUACCCACCAUGAAAGCCACCAUAUUCUUCAUACUCUUAAUCAUUUAUACUCAGCAUUCCAGAGGUCAGUACCACUACCAGGGCCUGAUGAACUACUUGGAAAACAGGAUGCUUGCUAUGGAGGAACGUAUUGCCCUGUGGCAUGAACAGAACAACCGCUACAAUGCUGAUCUGAAGGAAUUUAGACAGCAAGCUGCAGACCUGUUGGAGAAGUUGGGCAAGGAGUACACUAAACUGCAUUCAGACCUGGAGGGUGCCGGAGCACGGGUGGACCGCGUGGAGCGUGAGAUGGACUACAUUGAAACUAAGAAUCCCCCAAAGCCUUGUGUUAAAGCAGCAGACAAGAUGGUGGAACAGGACGCGGUUGUCAGGGAGAGGAAGAAGCAAGAGUUCUUUGAGCUCUCUGUGUGCAUUAACAUUGUUUCCAGUAUUCGAGCAAUGAAGAUCCUUAAGAGGCUGGGGAGUCCCAAAGGUGUCUGGACAAAAGAUGCCAGAUCAGCAAAAGUUUAUGUCUUCAACAGCACAUCUGAUAACACACUGUACGAGUUCAACUCUGUCCGAGAGCUCUCCGCAUCAUCAGGCAUAUCUAAAGGCAGGCAAAUUACCCUGCCCUCUGUUUGGAAUGGGACUGGUCAUGUAGUGAAUGAUGGCUUCCUCUACUAUGUCAGUGAGGACUCUGAGCUCCAAGUUAUUAAAUAUGACCUCAACAAUGGUUCAAUUGCAGACAGUGCAGUGUUUCCCAUAGAAGAUCACACCCCAGUGUACAGCCUUAAUUCAGAGACUCUGGUGGACCUAGUGGCAGAUGAAGAUGGGCUAUGGGCACUAUAUGCUGCUGGAGACACAAUCAACCUUGCUAAGAUGGACUCCAACUCUCUAGACAUUGAGCAGAUGUGGGACACAGCAUGCCCGAGAAACAACGCUGAAGCAGCCUUUAUUGUCUGUGGCACAGUCUAUGUGGUUUACAACACCAAGCCACCAAGCCGCUCCCGUGUGCAGUGUGUGUUUGAUGUGAAUGAUAUGGUAAGCAAUGGUGAGGUCCCUCUGGUUUAUUUCCCCAGGCGCUACGGGGCCCAUUCCAGUCUUAAAUACAAUCCUGAGGAGAGGCAGCUUUAUGCGUGGGAUGACGGGUACCAGAUUCUUUAUAAGCUCGCACUGCAGAAGAAGCUAUGGGCAAUAAUGCCACCACCUGAGGAAUAAAAGGUGUGCCUUUGCAGCUCUUAAAGACCCCAUUAAAUUAAAAUGAAUGUUGUUGCUUUUAGUCCAUGUGUGUUUGCUUUGAGGCUAUUUGUAUCCUUGUGUACUCAUAAGUAUUGAUAAAAUGCACUUUUAGCAGAUAUACACAUUUAACCCUUUAAGCUCGAAUCAGCCCGCCGGCAGUCCUAAUGAGAAAAAAAUAUUAUCAAAAUAUUAAUAACUAAAGUCUCGACCAACGCAAAAUAGGUAUUGUUUUAAAGCUUAGAAGCUGUACUUUACAAUGCAUGUAGGCAUUAUGACCAAAACUGAACAAGUGCUUUGAAAUUUGCAGACAAAUCAGAAGUGUUCCGUUUUGAUAAUUUAUUAAAAGUUUUGCACUGUACAUGUUUUUGUAAUCAGUACAAACAUCAAACUAAUCAAAUAGCCAUGUGUCAUAUGUCAUAUGUCGUUGGAAAGCUCUCAAUAGAGUAGAAUACAACCAGCAUAUUUGUUUUACAGACAAAAAUAUAGCGAGUAAUAGUUAAGUAUAUGUCUUUGACAUGCAUGUUACAUGUAAACAGGUAAGCUGCAUUUUUGCUAAUACCUUCAAGAAAAAUAAACAGAAGAUAAAAUAUCAUAUACCAUUACUUAGAGGAGGGAAUUCUCAUUAAAAUGAGCCAACACACAACAUAAUAGAAUGCAUAGACCAUUAAAUAAUUCACACGAAGCACAAUGUGCACACAGUACAUACUGUAAAGUGCUAUCUGACUAAAACACAGUAGCUUUCCUGGAUCAGAUGACUUCAUCAGAAAUUAUUAGUACAUUGUCCUGCAUCAUGGAACACUAAACCAAUUGUAUUAGGAUUCAGUAUGCUGCAACCAGAGGUGGAAGUCAUCCAAAUAUGGGCAGAGAGGAUCAUUCACUCUAAUUGUAUAUAGCUACCAGAAGAUGGUGCCAAGUACAUAACGGACUCAACGAUGACUCAAAUGACACAGAAUGGAACUGAAUGAGAUCUCGUUACUCAUGUCUGCAUGCUUUGGAGAGAGAGAGCAUACCUUUAGUCAUCAUUGUAUUUGCAUGUAUAAUUAGUUCUUAUGUACAAUUGUUAUGUUUUAUUUGUUUGGAGAGGCUUUUGGACACUUGGAGAUGUUUUUGGACACUAGGAUAAAUAAUUUUUGUAAUGCUAUAACUUUUGAUUGUUUUGUCAUAUGAACACUAAAUCUCACUUAGUUAUAGGUGACAUGAUUGGGAACAAAACAAAAGCAGUUUUUUGGAGCCACCUUAUUUGCACCCUGAAAUAUAUAAUGUCAAAUCAG